AUGCGUCGCGUCUCGAGCAAAGGCAAGGGCCUGCCGACGCACUCGCAAAAGGUCCGCGCGUCGCGCGCGUCGCGCAGCACGUCGACGAAGCUCCUCGUCGCGUGCUGGUGCCUCGCUUUGCUCGUCCUCGUCGGCGUGUCCUUCAUGAGCCCGCUCUACAACAAGGAGACCCGCGUGAAAUCGCCGCCGGCCGCGCUGCGCCAGUCCGUCGGCCGCCCCCUAAACGCGUUCGACGGCUGCGCGUGGCGACGGCCCGGCGCCGUGCUCGUGCUGCGCGUGCCCAAGGCCGCGAGCACGGCGCUGACGAACGCCAUGCGCGAAUUCCGCGGCCGCUACAAGUUCGUCGACGUCGCCGAGUGGCCCGGCGCCGUCGGCCUGACGGCCGCGCCGCGGCCGCCGAGCGCGCUCGCGCCGGCCGUGGAGGCGAGGAUGCAGGAGAGCAAGAUCCACCGGUUCGCGACGGGCGCGGCGGCGCGCGACGGCGACAUCGUGCUCGCGGGCCACACGUUCCUGCCCGUGCCGGCGACGGGCGCGCCGACGUACGCCGUCGUCGCGAUCGUCCGCGAGCCGGAGCAGCGCCUCGCGUCCGGCUACCACUACGUGCGGUCCAAGGAGGUGCUGCCGCCCGGCGUGUCGGCCGCGGAUCCGCGGACCGUCGGCGCCUGCGCCACGCGCUACCUGUGCGGCUACUCGACGACCCUCUGCGAGGGGCCCGGCGCCGUCUACCGGGCCAUCGCGAACGUCAACGAGACCGUGCUCCUCACGAUCCCCGCGGAGCGCAUCGACGACGGCGGCUACCGCGCGCUCGCGCGGCUCCUGCCGGGCUACUUCUCCGGCAUCGAACGGGCGGCGGCGGCCGUCGAGGCGAGGUACGGCGGCGUCUACGACUCUCGCGGCGCGCGCCGGUCGCCCCGAGACCCGGAGGUGCCGUGGGUCGUCGCCGACUCCGCCGACGAGAUCGACGCGCUCGCGGAGCUCUGCGGCGACGACCAGCGCGUCUACGACUUCGCGGCCCGCCUCUUCGACGGGCGGCUGCGGGCCUGCGACGCGCGCUACGCUCCGACCGCCAGCGGUCAGCCCAAGAUGGCCUCGACGCCCCUCUUCGCUUUUGAAAUCAGCGCGCAGCACAUCCGUACGUUCAGCGCCGCCGUCACCGCCCUCAGCGCCGUCGGCAAGGAGAUCUGCCUCGGCGUGUCCCGCGCCCGCUCCGGCGACCAGGCGUACCUGACGCUGUCCGCGUACGACGACGCGGCGACGUCCUUCGGGUCCUUCCGCUUCGAGGAGCGCUUCUUCACGCGGGCGCAGACGCGGCGCUCGGGCUACGGCGCCGGCGACUUCGCGUGCAAGAUCCUCGCGCGGACGCUCUUCCCCGCGCUGAAGCGGGCGACGGCGCGCUGCCACGCCGGCGGGAACACGGGCACGCGCCGCCGCGUCCGACGCGUCCCGCGCGGCGGCAAGGCGCGGGCCGGGUCCGGCGUGCUGAAGCUCGUCAUCCGCCACGACGAGCCGCGCGACGACGACGACGACGGCGGCGACGGCGACGACGACGAGGACGCGGAGGCGAUCACGCGCGCGUUUCCGCGGCUCACGCUCGAGCUCUUCCACGACGACGGCUCGCGGCGCCGCUGGCGCCUCUUCUACGAGGGCGCCGAGGCGCAGACCGUGGCCUUCGACACGGAGGCCGCCGAGGUCGGCGAGAUCGUCGCGCAGCCCCCGCAGUUGUCGUCGAUCCUCGGCCACGCCGAGGGCCGCGAGAUGUCCUUCGCCGUCGCCGUCGGCGAGCUGCGCGUCUCGAGCACGGCCGACGACGCCGAGGCGAACGACGGCGAGCUCGCGACGGAGCUCAAGAUCUCGAGCACGGACUUCGAGAGCUACCUGCUCCCGGAGGACCGCGGCGGGGGCGACGACGCGGCGAGCAUCGCGUUCCAGAUCAAGCAGGCCAAGGCCAUGGUCCGGUUCUGCGACUCCGCGGACGUCGGCGAGAUCAAGUUCUACUUCUCCGCGCCGGGCCGGCCCGUCGCGCUCCUCGCGCGCGCGGCCAACGGCUGCGACUGCCGCUUCAUCAUCUCCUCGACGCGCGUCCGGCGCGCCGCGUCGCCGCCCCCGAACGCCUCCCGCGCGCCGUCCAACGCCUCCACGAACCGCUCCCUGCCCGAGGCCGUCCACGGCAAGCGCAAGCACCCCUGCGAGCGGCCCCCGGCGACGCUCUCCCAGACCCAGGACGGGCCCCAGGCCGCGGCGCACCAGCGGGCCGACGGGCCGCCGCCGCCCGGCACGGACCCCGUCUUCGACAAGAUGGUCGAGGACGAGCUCGCGCGGCGCAAGGACCAGGGCGGUGCGGCCAAGCCCGGCGCGAGCGCGCCGCCGGUGCCGGGCGAGGACCCGGUCUUCGACGCCAUGGUCAAGCAGGAGAUGGAGCGCCAGAAGUACGAGGUCGACGCCUUCGCGGGCGCGCUCGGCGCGCGCGACGGCCGCGGGCCCGCGCGCGCCGAGCCGAGCCUGUCGCCGCGCGCCGCGCGGCCCCGCGAGGGCGGCGCGGGCGCCAUGGCGCGCCUCGAGCGCGACAUGCGCGCCGAGCGCGACGCCUACGGGGGCCAAGGCUACGGCCGCGCGCCCGAGCCCGCGCGCGCCGCGCCCUCCUACGGCGCCGCGGCCGCCCCCUACGGCGUCGACGGCGGCCAGCCCUCGGGCGACCCGCGGCGCGACAAGCAGCGCCAGUACGCCGCGGCCGACGACGACUGGCAGCGCGCGCGCCGCGCGCCGCCGCCGCGGGAGCCCCAAAGCGGCUACGGCGCCCCCUACGCGGCGCGCGCGCCGCCCGGGCCCGCGCCGGCGGCGGCGCCGGCCCACGGCCCGCCGCCCUGGGCCCACGGCGACGUCGGCCGCGACCCCUACGAGCCCGCGCCCCUCGGCCGCGGCAUGGCGACGAUCCAGGGCGCGAACCCGCCUAGACAGCUCGGCGGCCGCAAGGACGCGCAGGCCGCCUACGCGGCCGAGCUCGAGGCCCAGAUGCGCGAGAAGGCGGACCGGGACCGCUUCCACCGCAACCGCGACAUGGCCGCGAGCCGCGAGCGGCUCCGGGGCUACCCGCCGAGCCCGACGCGCGACGACGGCGGAGCCUACGGCGGCGGAGCCCACGGCGGCGCGCCGCAGCAGCCGGGAGCCUACGGCGGCGGCGCGCCGCAGGGAGCCUACGGCGGCGGCGCGCCGCAGGGAGCCUACGGCGGCGCGGCGCCGCAGGGAGCCUACGGCGGCGAGCCGCCGCCGCGCGAGGACGCCGCGGCGCGGCACCGCCGGUUCCUCGAGGAGGACGAGCGCACGCGCGCCGCGGAGCGCGCGCGCCGCUUCGCGCCGCAGCGCCUCCGCCAGCAGCAGCAGCAGCAGGAGCAGGAGCCCGCCGCCUACGGCCAGGGCGUCGUCGACGGCCCCUUCGGCCCGCGGCGCCACGGCGGCGGCGGCGACGGCCCGCCGCCGGCCGCGCGCCGCGAGGCCGCGCCGGAGCCGCCGGCGCGCGACGGCGGCGCCUACGGCGCCUAUCCCGGCGGCCGCGACGACGAGCCCGCGGCCGACGACCGGGGCCGCCGCGGGUCGAACGCGCGCGAGCGCUUCGUCCGCGACGUCUACGGCGAGUCCAAGGUCGCGAGCGCCUUCGGCGGCGGCGGCGGCGGCGCGGAGCCCGUGGGCGGCGGCAUCACGCGCCGCGUGGACCCGGCCGUCGAGGCGAAGCGGAGGAGCCAGGCCCUCGCGCAGCGCGAGGCGCUCGAGGCGCAGAUCGCGGCGCGCCGCGAGGCCAAGGAGGCCGAGGCCGCGGAGCGGCGGCGCCAGGAGGCGGCGGACCUCGAGGAGGAGCGGCGGCGCGACGCCGAGGAGAAGGCGAAGAAGGACGAGGAGGACCGCGUCAAGAGGGAGAACGAGCAGAGGCGGCUCGACGACCUCUACGCGGCCCAGGAGGCCGCGGCGAAGAAGCGCCGGAACCAGGACCGCCGCGACGACGACGACGACGACGACGGCCCGCGCGGGCCACCGCGGCGCGGCGGCGGCGCCGCGCGCCGCGCGGACCCCUUCGACGACGCGCCGCUCCCGGCGCAGCAGCAGCCCGGCGGCGCCGCGGCGCCGCGGCGCCCGGCGGCGGCGGCGCGGCAGCCGUCGCCGCCGCAGCAGCGCCAGGCCGCGGCCUUCGCCGCGGACGACUGGCAGCGCGCGGCGCAGCGGCCCCGCGAGCCCGAGGACCGGAGCGGCCGCCGCGGCGCCAAGGCGACGAACCGCUACGACGACGAGCGGGUCCGCGACUCGGAGCUCGACAAGGCCGCCGACGACUUCGAGCGGCGCGUCGCCGCGGAGCUCGAGCGCUUCCAGCUGGACCGCGAGCGCCGCGAGGGCCGCAAGGAGGUCGCGCGGCGCGCGGAGCCGUCCGGCGCGUCGCUCGAGGCGCUCGCCGACAGGUUCGCGCCCGACGCGACCAAGCCCUCGAUCUACGACCUCGCCGGCGUCGAGCCGCCGGCGCCGGUCAAGGACCGCGACGUGCGCCCGCCGCCCGAGGACUGGGCGGAGAAGUCGCUCGCGGGCAACUCGUCCUUCGUGCCGCUGCCGGCCGACUACAAGGCGAGCGCGGAGUUCGACGGCCUCAACCCGGCGGCCCGCGAGCCGGAGAUGAACCAGGUCGACGAGUACCUGAGCCCCGACGCCAUCGCGGACCGCUGGCAGCGCGACCACCCCGUCGUCGCCGACCCCGGCGGCGCGCCGCUGCCGAACCCCAUCCGGGCCUCGAGCGACCCGGCCAAGGCCGCGGCGUCGACGGCCAAGUUCACGGGCGCCGCCGAGCAGUCCCUCGUCGGGGAGAGCGUCUUCCACCACUUCCACGACAACGACGGCCUCGCCGCGCUCUCCGGGCCCAACUCGCUCUCGCCGCCGCGCCGCGCGGCCGCGUCCGACGAGCCGCGCCGCGCCGCCGCCGACGAGGCCUCCGACCGGCAGGCGCGCAAGGAGAACAUCCUCCGGCCGAAAACGGGCUCGAGGCCCGGCACGAAGGACCGCGCGCGCUGGAGCGACGAGUCGCCCUUCCUGCCCGGCGGGCCGCCGCCGCCGGGGACCGACCCCGUCUUCGACCGCAUGGUCGAGGCCGAGCUCGCGAACCGCGUGAACACGCCGCGCGCGGACGGGGACCCGCCCGCCGACUUCUUUAAGUAG
Aureococcus anophagefferens is the source of this 5187-nucleotide messenger RNA. RefSeq lists its product as hypothetical. Gene Ontology annotation, biological process: DNA replication checkpoint signaling; cellular response to ionizing radiation; mitotic intra-S DNA damage checkpoint signaling. The record is from RefSeq and is a predicted model, not a curated record. Gene Ontology annotation, cellular component: checkpoint clamp complex. The transcript is spliced from 6 exons. Bases 1 to 5187 code for a protein of 1728 amino acids. NCBI's taxonomy places the organism in Eukaryota, Pelagophyceae, Pelagomonadales, Pelagomonadaceae.